AUGACCUGGAUGACCAAUGGGCAACAGUUGACUGCUACAUGGAAGGACUUCAUGGAUUUGCUUCAGGUUCCUGAUGCGGGGCUCGACACGCCCGUUGGUGUUCACCCUCAUGCCAACCCUGAGUCAGCCAACAAGAACAAGCUUCAACCCUUCUUUGUUGAGAAGACGCUUCCCAGCAUCGCUGCCAUGAUUGUUGUGUCUGUCCUUAUGGUUAUGGUCCAUCAACUCCUGAAAUUCAAAAGGUUCUAUGAGAAAAAUGGUGGUCCAGUUCUAAAAGGUGUAAAGAAUAUAAGGAUCUAUACAAGGAAACAAAUGAAACAAAUGACAAAUAACUACAAGCGUGUAAUUGGAGAGGGACACUUUGGUAAGGUUUAUCUGGGGACUCUCAAGGACAAACAACAGGUGGCUAUAAAGAAAUCCAUCAAGGUUAACAAGCACAUGAAAAAGGAGUUCACCGAUGAGGUUAUAAUCCAAUCUGCGAUGAGGCACAAGAACAUUGUCAUGCUCAUAGGCUGCUGCUUGGAGCUGGAUGUUCCCAUGUUGGUGUAUGAGUUUGCAGCGAGAGGGAGUCUGUAUGAUGUUCUCUUCAAGUGCAGAGAUAGGAUUCUGGUAGGCACACGAUUGCGGAUUGCCAUUGGGUCAGCCAAAGGCUUAACAUACAUGCAUUCAGCAGGGGAGGGUACAAUCCGUCAUGGUGACGUGAAAUCUGCCAACAUCGUUCUCGAUAAAAAGUUCACCCCAAAGGUUUCAGACUUUGGGACAUCAAAGCUACUCGCGAGAGGAAAAGCUGAGAUGACAGAACAUGUCAUUGGGGACAUGAGCUACAUAAAUCCGAUAUAUAUGGAGCAAGGGAUUGUUACACAGAAGAGCGAUGUCUAUGGUUUCGGAGUUGUCCUCAUAGAACUUAUCACAAGGAGGCCUGCAACAUAUGAUGCUGAGAGGAGCUAUGUUGCAAACUUUGUUGAAGCUUGUCUAGCAAAAAGAGCAAGAAACUUUAUUGAUAACAAUAUUACAAGCGAGGCGGAUAUCGAUCUCUUGGAAAUGGUCAGCAGGGUCACCGUGGAUUGUCUGAAGCCCAAUCCAGGAGAACGACAAGACAUGAAACAAGUAGAGAACCGCCUCCUCGAGAUUGUUGCACAUUCUGUGGACCAUAGUCAGGAGAGGAACUACGAGGGAGAUCUUAGUCCGGCACCGGAUGAUGUUGCUUUGCUUAAAGCCUUCGGAGAAUGA
This is a messenger RNA of Triticum aestivum (bread wheat), 1230 nucleotides long. Its product is annotated as wall-associated receptor kinase 3-like. Gene Ontology annotation, molecular function: ATP binding; protein serine/threonine kinase activity. The transcript is spliced from 2 exons. Gene Ontology annotation, cellular component: plasma membrane. The record is from RefSeq and is a predicted model, not a curated record. Lineage: Eukaryota; Viridiplantae; Streptophyta; Magnoliopsida; Poales; Poaceae. The coding region runs from base 1 to 1230 and encodes 409 amino acids. Gene Ontology annotation, biological process: cell surface receptor signaling pathway; protein phosphorylation.